This is a messenger RNA of Oppiella nova, 1077 nucleotides long. NCBI's taxonomy places the organism in Eukaryota, Metazoa, Arthropoda, Arachnida, Sarcoptiformes, Oppiidae. The record is from the annotation of a GenBank genome assembly.
UGGAGAUUUAAACACAAAAGUCAUUUACUUAAGUACUCCCAGAAAAAGUAAAAAUCUUCAGAUUUUUAUGGCGACAAUAUUUUUGAUGUGAAAUACCAAACAUAUCCAAAGUUUUUGUUUUGUGUAAAAGUAUACACGGUUUUCGUAUAUAAUUGCGUUAAAAAGUGUUUUUAAUACAAAAUGUCAACUCAUUCAACAAAUUCAGACAUUAUAAGACAACGUCUUCCAGCAGUGAUGGUUCCGCGCGAAGAGGUGAGCCUCUGGUCGAUACUGAAGCACUGUAUCGGCAAAGAGUUGUCGAAAAUCACGUUUCCAGUGGUGUUCAACGAACCCCUCAGUUUCCUGCAACGGAUGACCGAAAUACUGGAAUACGCCGAGCAUUUGAAUGUCGCCGACCAACUGGACGACCCCAUCGAGCGCAUGGAGGAAGUCUGCGCGUUCAUAGUGUCCGCCUAUUCGUCAAACUGGUUGCGACUCAACAAACCAUUCAACCCAUUGCUGGGCGAGACCUACGAGUACGAGCUCCCGGAGCUGAACAUAAAGGUGGUGUUCGAGCAGGUGUCCCAUCACCCGCCGGUGAGCGCCUGGCACGCCGAGAGCGACCACUUCGUACUCCACGGCACCAUUAAUCCCAAGUUGAAGUUCUGGGGCAAAUCCAUUGAGAUCGCCCCGGAGGGCACCGUUACGCUCAAACUCAAGUCCCGGCCCGACGUCUACACCUGGAAGUCCGUCAACUGUUGUGUUCAUAAUAUUAUUGUCGGAAAGCUGUGGUUCGAAGAGUACGGCUUAAUGGAGGUAACGAACCAAACGAAUGGUAUGCGAACGCAAUUGAACUUCAAGCCAGCAGGGUGGUUUGGCAAGGACCUGCAUAGAUUUGAUGGAUUCAUUUACUCACAAGACAAAGAGAAGUUGCGAUUCAUAUACGGGAAAUGGAGCGACUAUUUGAAGAGUGUCGGCGCUGAUGACUACGACGAGUAUAUGCGCACCCAUUCGCAGCGGUUCCGGGUGCCCGACCGGCCCGCCACCGACAGCUCCCAGCCCUCUACGCCCCGCAAAAUGUUCUCAAAACUCAAUAGU